Molecule: messenger RNA, 2234 nt
Organism: Rhea pennata
Lineage: Eukaryota; Metazoa; Chordata; Aves; Rheiformes; Rheidae
Gene: LIAS
Product: lipoic acid synthetase
Exons: 11
Coding region: 30-1184 (384 amino acids)
Biological process (GO): lipoate biosynthetic process
Cellular component (GO): mitochondrion
Molecular function (GO): 4 iron, 4 sulfur cluster binding; lipoate synthase activity
Source: RefSeq, a predicted model, not a curated record
GGGCGCGCUGAGUGGGGCGCGGGGCCGCCAUGUCGCUGUUGCCGCGGGGCCGCCGCUGCGCGGUGGCCGCCACCGCCGCCAGGCGGCUGCUGCUGGGGCCCCCGGGCCGGGUGUCUGGGAGCCGUGUAUGUAACCGGCAUAGGACAUCAGGUUCGUUGCCAGAAGAAAAAAAAGAAUUUCUGCAAAAUGGACCAGACUUAAAAGACUUUGUAUCUGGAGAUUUGUCCGACAAGAAUGCAUGGGCUGAAUAUAAAGGCAGUUUGAAGCGCCAGAAAGGAGAAAGGCUACGACUUCCUCCAUGGCUGAAAACAAAGAUUCCCAUGGGAAAGAACUAUAAUAAACUAAAGAAUACCUUGAGAAGUUUAAAUCUUCAUACGGUAUGUGAGGAAGCACGUUGUCCCAACAUUGGAGAAUGCUGGGGAGGUGGUGAAUAUGCUACAGCUACAGCUACUAUUAUGCUGAUGGGUGACACAUGCACUAGAGGUUGCAGAUUUUGUUCAGUAAAGACAGCAAAAAAUCCACCUCCACUAGAUCCUGAGGAGCCUUACAAUACAGCAAAAGCUAUAGCUGAAUGGGGCUUGGAUUAUGUUGUAUUGACAUCUGUGGACAGAGACGAUAUGCCGGAUGGUGGAGCAGAACAUUUUGCAAAGACAGUCUCUCAUCUGAAAGAAAGGAAUUCUAAAAUUCUAGUAGAAUGCCUAACUCCUGAUUUUCGAGGGGACCUUAAAGCUGUGGAGAAAGUAGCAUUGUCGGGACUAGAUGUAUAUGCCCACAAUGUGGAAACUGUUCCAGAAUUACAGAGGAAGGUGCGUGAUCCCCGAGCCAACUUUGAGCAAUCUGUACGUGUCCUGCAGCAUGCGAAAGAAGUCCAACCUGGCAUAAUUUCUAAAACCUCCAUUAUGUUGGGGCUAGGUGAGACGGAUGAGCAAGUAUAUUCAACGAUGAAGUUAUUGCGUGAAGCCGAUGUAGAUUGUUUGACCCUAGGACAAUACAUGCAGCCAACAAAACGUCACCUAAAGGUUGAGGAAUAUAUAACUCCUGAAAAAUUCAAGUACUGGGAAAAAGUAGGAAAUGAUCUUGGAUUCCAUUACACAGCUAGUGGGCCUUUAGUGCGCUCCUCUUACAAAGCAGGUGAAUUCUUCUUGAAGAACUUAGUAGAAAAAAGAAAGACAAAAGCCAUCUGAAAAAGAACUGGCUGCUUUAAAUAAGUUUACUUUCCAAGGAUCCAUUUUUUCCAGCCCAUAAACUCAGUUCCAGAAAUACAGAAGACCAGAUGGUGGAUGCAUGAAUAAAUUUACUAUCUUUCUAGAACUUUUCUCUCACAAAAACACUUCAAAUUAAUUUACCUAAUGCUUCCUGGCAAGGAUACAACUGCUGGUUGGACUACUAGUACUUUAGUGUUCAGUAACCAGUGAGAAGAUGGAACUUAAAAGUAUUGAUGAAACUCUUUAAGAGCAAAAGAGGUGGAAGAAGUACAAGCUGAAGAUACCAGACAAGUUCAAGUAAACAAGGUUUUUACUACUCUCACUAUUGCUGCAAUUAGAUUCUUGUUAAGAUGUUAAUAAUAAGUAAUUAGAGAAGUACUGAUGUCUUGAUACAUUACCAUUACUAUGUAACACAAAUUUGGGAAACUUGGGAGAAUCAAAGAAAGAUUGUAUAUAUGACAAAAGCCCCUAUUAAGGCUAUCUUGAAUCACACCAGAGAAAACAUUAUUAGCAUGCUUCAAGAGACAGUGUCUUAAACUGUAUCUGAAAAAAGCUAGCUAACCAUUCUGAUAGUUAAUGCUUCUCAGGUACUUGGGUGUCAAAGGAUGAGCAGGAUUAGUCUGUGGAAAGCCAAUUGAUUUUUUUUAGGUGUCAUAAUUUAAACCAUAUGGAAAAUCAAAGUUGCCAUAAUAGCGUAAGUAGAGCCACCCCUAGUUUGGGUGUAAGACUAUAGCAAACCCCACUGAGUUGCAUACAUGCUUCUUCAAAAUGGGGUAUGCAGAACUGUUGAUACUCUAUACUGUACUGUACUUUUAGUUUCAUGGGUAUUGCCUUACUGUUAAAGGAAAAUUUAACAGCUAGUCUAAGGUUUGUUGGUCGCAUUUGAUCUGGUUACUUACCCCCUGGGGCUUGGUCUAGCUGUUAAAUAUGAAUCGAGCAGAGAAAUGAAUUGCAUUGCAGGAUGAAAUGUGAAAACCAUUAUAUAUAUUUUUAAUUGUAGCAGAAAUAAAACAUGCUUAUGGUAUGCUA